This is a messenger RNA of Aegilops tauschii subsp. strangulata, 717 nucleotides long. Lineage: Eukaryota; Viridiplantae; Streptophyta; Magnoliopsida; Poales; Poaceae. The record is from RefSeq and is a predicted model, not a curated record.
AUGGCAGCCUCCGAGAAGGAGAAGCAGGCCGCCACCAAAGCUGCGGCCGAUCGCGAGGAGGCGCUGAAGGACGCCGAGGCCGCCCGCGACCGCUGCCGAGAGCUGGAGAACGAGCUGAAGAGCCUGUGCGACCAGCGCGCAGAAGAAGCACGUGGCCGCCAGGCGAAGGAGGAGGAGAUGAGGGCCCGGGAGGACGCCGUUAAGGGCCACGACGCCGAGCUGGGAGAGCUGGCAAAGGCGCAGGCCGCAGAGCGCAGUCGGCUGGAGGAGUUGGAGCGGAAGAGGUCCAGCGUGGCGCUGAAGUCACUGUACGAGAAGGGCUUGGAGAAGCUCGCUGAGGAUGGCCCUGCUCAGCUGCUUCCCCACUUGGUGAAGGCGCUUGAGGAAGUCGUGGAGGGCAUCAGUUCCAUGGCUGAGGCAGAGGCUCACGUCCUUUCUUCAGCUGCACUGACGCGUGUCUUCAGCCAUCUGUACCUUCGCGACCCCAACGCUCGUCUUGACGAGCUACUGGAGCCUGUAGCCGAUGAACACUGCACGGCUACCGCCGCAGCCGUGAAAGGUCAAGUGGAGGCCCUGCUGAAGAAGUUCCGCGGCUUCGUCCUCGCGCCCUCGACCGGUGAUGCCACCGAUCCUGCGGCUCCAUCUAGCAGUGCAGGUGAAGGCGACGCUACCAAGGGAGGAGCACCUUCUGCGGGUGAUGGCGGUGUCCAGGGGUGA